AUGGUCCCAGUGCUCCUGAACAUACCUGUGGCCACAGUGUUUGUGCUGAGCUACAUGUGUGCCGUGCCGCUGCAGGGCCAGAAGCCGGCUCAAGUCGACCCCCUGACGGCGCACCGGUCGAACCUGCAGUGCUGGGACUCCUCCUCGGCUCUGCUGCUGGAGAUGCGCUCCCCGAGGAUCGCUGACACGGUGCACGGCUUCUGGGACAUGAUGGUGGUCCUCAGGUCGUCGGACAACAGCCAACACACGGCGCUGUUCUGGGACUUGGCCCGGGUCUUCUGGGACCUUUAUCUGGACUGCGUGCUGUCCAGGAGUCACGGCCUGGGGCGGAGACACAUCCCCGCUUUACACUCCCUCAUCACUGGCAAGUCCUUCAGAUUCAAAAGCUCAGGAGUGAACUCCCGGGCGUGGCUCAGUGUCAGAUUGAGACCCAGAGGACAUAUCAAGACCCUGAAGACCAAAUCCAAAUCAAACACACACUACCACAAAUAA
Molecule: messenger RNA, 492 nt
Organism: Cottoperca gobio
Lineage: Eukaryota; Metazoa; Chordata; Actinopteri; Perciformes; Bovichtidae
Product: protein FAM237A-like
Exons: 2
Coding region: 1-492 (163 amino acids)
Source: RefSeq, a predicted model, not a curated record